GCUUGUUGGAGAGGGUACAAGCAGCGCAGAGCUUACCUGGAGAGGCUGCGCUACCUGCAAGCCAACGCAGACGCGGCGAUAAAGAUCCAGGCGGGCGUGAGGAUGUGGCAGGCUCGGAGAAAGUACCAGGAGAGGCUGCGCUACUUCAGGCAGAACAUUAAAGCUGUAAUUAAAAUCCAGGCUUUUGUGCGAGCUAACAAGGCCCGUGGGGAUUACAGGAUGCUGGUCCACGCCAGGAGCCCGCCGCUGAGCAUCGUCCGGCGCUUCAUCCACUUGCUGGAGCAGAGCCAGCACGCCUUCUGGGAGGAAAGCUGGGCUGAACGCCGGAGCUCGCCGGCAGUGACCAACGCUUCUCUCUCCUUGCCCGUGCGGCUCCAGGAGGUGGUCUCCCACUGCAAGAAGCUGACCAAGAAGAACAAGGAGCAGCUCUCGGAGAUGAUGUCCAUAGACAAGCAGAAGGGGCUCAAGUCGCUCAGCAAGGAGAAGCGGCAGAAGCUGGAGGCCUACCAGCAUCUCUUCUACCUGCUGCAGACCCAGCCUAUGUACCUGGCCAGGCUGAUCUUCCAGAUGCCCCAGAACAAGUCCACCAAGUUCAUGGAGUCGGUCAUCUUUACACUUUACAACUAUGCGUCCAACCCACGGGAGGCUUACCUGCUGCUCCAGCUCUUCAAAGCAGCGCUGCAGGAGGAGAUCAGGUCCAAGGUGGACCACGUCCAUGACAUCCUGACGGGGAACGCCACGGUGAUCCGGCUGGUGGUCAGCUUCUACCGCAACGCGCGCGGGCAGAACGCCCUGCGGCAGAUCCUGGGUGGCCCAGUGCAGGAGGUCCUGCAGGACAAGACCCUCAGCAUCCGCACCAAUCCUGUGGACAUCUACAAGGCGUGGAUCAACCAGACCGAGUCGCAGAGUGGGCAGAAAAGCAAGCUCCCGUACGAGGUCAGCCCUGAGCAGGCUCUCAGCCACCCCGAGGUCCAAAGGCGGCUGGAUAUUUCUAUCCGCAACCUCCUCACGAUGACGGAGAAAUUUGUCUCUGCCAUCACCUCUUCUGUAGACAAGAUCCCCUAUGGGAUGCGCUACGUGGCCAAAAUCCUGAGGACAUCCUUGGCUGAGAAAUUCCCCAAGGCCUCGGAGGAGGAGAUCGACAAGAUCGUGGGGAACCUGCUCUACUACCGCUUCAUGAACCCAGCGGUGGUGGCCCCCGAUGGCUUCGACGUCGUGGACAUCUUGGCCGGGGUGACCCUGCACCCCGACCACCGCCGCAGCCUGGGCUCCAUCGCCAAAGUGCUGCAGCACGCGGCCGCCCGCAAGGCCUUUGAUGGGGAGAACGCGCAUCUCUGCGGGGUGAACCAGUACCUGGAGGACACCCACAACAAGUUCAGGAGGUUCAUCUCUGCUGCCUGCUGCGUCCCUGAGCCAGAAGAGAGGUUUAAUGUGGACGAAUACUCGGAGAUGGUGGCGGUGGCCAAACCGGUCAUCUACAUCACAGUGGGAGAGCUCAUCAACACACACAAGCUCCUGCUCGAGCACCAGGAUUCCAUCGCGCCGCACCACGGAGACCCCCUGCACGAGCUUCUGGAAGAUCUUGAUGAGCUGCCUACGGUCCAGUCCCUUGUCGGGGAGAGCGUUCCCAGCCCGGCGGACAGCAGUGCCGAGCAGAUGCUCUCCCAGCUCAGCAAAAUGGAGAUUUCCCUCACCCUCACCAGCAAGCUGGUGCCGGCGGCCAGCAGCGAGGAGAGCGACAGGAGGAGCUUGCUGCUGAGCACUAAGCAGAUGCUGGUGGACGUGAUCCAGUCCCAGCCAGGAGAUUCCCUCCCGGAGAUCCUGUGGACAGUGGCUUCGGAGCACGAGAGCAUCCGCAACCUGCGGCGCUUGGAGAGCCUGGGGCUCGUGGAUUCCGCCCAUCAGUACCAGGAGCUCAUCAACGAGCUGGCCAAGGACAUCCGCAACCAGAGGCGCUACCGGCAGCACCGCAAAGGGGAGCUCCUGAAGCUGAGACAGACCCUGCAGGGCCUCAACGCCAAGACCUUGUUUUACGAGGAGCAAAUUGAUUAUUACAAUCAGUACAUCAAGACCUGCCUCGACAACCUGGCAGCCAGCAACAAGGUCAGCGGGAAGAACAAGAAACUGCAGCCGCUGCACUACACGGCGGCCCGGCUGUUCGAGAAGGGGGUGCUGCUGGAGAUCGAGGACUUGCCGCUCAGCCAGUACGUAGCCCCUGGUCCGUGGGAUGAGCUAGCGCAGCGCAAAGCUUGGGCAG
Fulmarus glacialis (Northern fulmar) is the source of this 2257-nucleotide messenger RNA. Its product is annotated as ras GTPase-activating-like protein IQGAP3. The annotation marks the transcript as partial. Gene Ontology annotation, molecular function: GTPase activator activity; actin filament binding; calmodulin binding. NCBI's taxonomy places the organism in Eukaryota, Metazoa, Chordata, Aves, Procellariiformes, Procellariidae. The record is from RefSeq and is a predicted model, not a curated record. The transcript has 17 exons. Gene Ontology annotation, biological process: regulation of actin cytoskeleton organization; regulation of GTPase activity. Gene Ontology annotation, cellular component: cytoplasm.